Messenger RNA from Raphanus sativus (radish), 1394 nucleotides. RefSeq names its product xyloglucan endotransglucosylase/hydrolase protein 24. Gene Ontology annotation, cellular component: apoplast; cell wall. The transcript is spliced from 3 exons. Bases 375 to 1226 code for a protein of 283 amino acids. The record is from RefSeq and is a predicted model, not a curated record. NCBI's taxonomy places the organism in Eukaryota, Viridiplantae, Streptophyta, Magnoliopsida, Brassicales, Brassicaceae. Gene Ontology annotation, molecular function: hydrolase activity, hydrolyzing O-glycosyl compounds; xyloglucan:xyloglucosyl transferase activity. Gene Ontology annotation, biological process: cell wall biogenesis; xyloglucan metabolic process.
UUUCUUGAUGAAACUAAACCCUCUCACUUAAUUUUCGACGUGUCAAACACAAUCUUUCUUCACUUUCCAUCUGCUCCUCUAUUUUCUCACAAGCCAAAACCUGGCGAUCUCUAUACACAAAUUCUUCUCCUUCUAUUCCUCUUUCCCAUCCACAUGUCAGCCACUGUACACCUUCACUCAGUUAUAAUUAAGGAAACAAGUCUAUAUCUGUAAAGGACCAUAGUGUCACUAUAAUGUAACCCUAGUAGUCUCUGUAUAUAUAACUCUCUGUAUUCUAAAUUUCUAAUAUACAAGCUAUUACAUUCUCUAUAUGGUAUCAGUUUUCUUACAUAAAAAUUAAACCCUACUCAUCAUUUGAGAUCCCAAAACAAGACAUGGGUUGCUCACAAAUCUUAAUCAGUUUGUCUAUUCUGUCAUGUUCUGCCUUAAUCUUAGCCGGUGAUUUCAGACAAGAUAUUGACAUUAUAUGGGGAAGCAACAAAGCAAAGAUCCUCGAAAACGGUCAAGCCAUUACAUUGUCUCUUGACAAAGCUUCAGGCUCUGGUUUUCAGUCCAAGGGUCAGUCCUUGUUUGGUAAGAUCUCUAUGGAUCUCAAGCUUGUCCCUGGAAACUCAGCUGGUACUGUCACAUCUUACUAUCUUGCGUCUAAAGGAACGAUGUGGGAUGAGAUAGACUUCGAAUUUUUGGGGAAUCUAAGUGGUGAUCCUUAUACAGUCCACACAAAUGUUAUCACACAAGGAAAAGGUGAUAGAGAACAACAGUUUCGUCUCUGGUUCGAUCCCACCGUUGAUUUUCACACUUACUCCAUCCUCUGGAACCCUAAAACCAUAAUAUUCUAUGUGGACGGUACACCGAUAAGAGAAUUCAAGAACUUGAAAACGAUGAACGUAGCUUAUCCUGAGAAACAAGCAAUGAGACUCCAUUCCAGCUUAUGGAACGCAGAUGACUGGGCCACGAGAGGUGGGCUCGUGAAGACUGACUGGUCCAAAGCGCCUUUCACGGCUUCUUACAGGAACUAUAAGGUUCAAAACUGUGAAUGGUCGGCCCCUGGCACUAAUGUAUCUUGCGGUGGUGAUGGUCCAAACUCAUGGCUCAACGAAGGGAUCGAUGAAAAUAGCAUGAAGAGGCUUAAGUGGGUCCAAAGCAACUUCAUGAUCUACAACUACUGCAAUGAUGCUAAAAGAUUUGGCGUAGGGUUGCCUACUGAAUGUGCUGUUAUGAAUUAAAAGUACAAAACCAAUAACAAAUAUGAAAAAAUAUCAUUAUAAAGAAGGUUCACAUAUAAUUGUUACGCAAUGGAAUUAGUGGGAUGAAGCCAGUAAGGGUAAUGGACCAGCAAGGGUUUACCACGUGGGGGAUCAAAGGAACGGACCGUACCGGAAGCUAGAUUGUAA